Messenger RNA from Grus americana (Whooping crane), 2028 nucleotides. RefSeq names its product small VCP interacting protein (gene SVIP). Gene Ontology annotation, biological process: negative regulation of VCP-NPL4-UFD1 AAA ATPase complex assembly; negative regulation of retrograde protein transport, ER to cytosol; positive regulation of autophagy. The record is from RefSeq and is a predicted model, not a curated record. The coding region runs from base 184 to 537 and encodes 117 amino acids. The transcript is spliced from 4 exons. Gene Ontology annotation, cellular component: endoplasmic reticulum membrane. NCBI's taxonomy places the organism in Eukaryota, Metazoa, Chordata, Aves, Gruiformes, Gruidae.
CGCGCUGGAAAUUUCUCAGCCUAUUGUCCCUUUUGCCCUAACAGAACGAAUGUCAUGUAGUUUUAUUCCCCAGGGGGGACCUAGCGCGAUCCCGACCGAGCCGGCUCCAGCGUGCCUGCCCCGGCGGCCCCCAGCCGGCCAUGCCCGCCCCCGGCGGCACGUCGGGGCGCCGCUCCCGGCCCCAUGACGGGGCGGGCCCUGCCGGAGCGCGGCGCCUGGCGGAGGCCGCGGGCGGGGCCGCCGCCACCGCCUCCUCCCGAACGGUCGCGGGCCGUGCCGGUGGUGGGGCCCGCCAUGGGGCUGUGCCUGCCUUGCAUGGGGGGGGCCGUCAAGGACGUGGUGGAGACGCCCGACCCGGAAAUAAAAAGAAGACAGCUAGCAGAAGCUGCUGAAAAGAGGCAGAUGGAGGCUUCCUCUCGAGGUAUUAAGAAUGCUUACUCUGUAGAGCAAAAGAAGAAGAAACAGGAGGAAAUAGAAAAAAGAAUUGCAGCUUCAGGUUCUGGAGGAGAAGGAGGACUGAGAUGGCAGGUUGGAUAAAGAAGUAUGACUUCUGGAGAGAAGAUUGAUGUUUACUGCCAAUAACUUGCCAGUUUCUGCAGCCAAGUGGCACUUACUCAUCAUGUGGCUUUUGCUGUUUGCAUAUGAAGACCCAGCAGUACUUUGCCAUUGUGGGAGGACAGGUGUGGAAACAUACGCUAAGAAACUUAAGAAUUAACUCUGAACACUAAGUUUUGGCCAAUCUUAUUUGUUUAUUUUAUAUGCAUGUUUUAUUGCUUCCCUGUCAGGAGAGCGAGAUGAAUUUCCUCACAUGGAAGUGGCCUCGUUAGCUGUAGUCAGUCUGUCUGGUCAGUUGAUGUAUAUGUGUCUGCAUAUGACUGGCUUAGGCGCAGCGCUGGUGCCGACAUGUUGUUUCUGACGCUUAUUUCAAACUCUACAAUUAAACUUUCCUCUAAGUCCUCACAUAGAAAGUUGUUCAUAAACCUGUAUAUUUGAAUAUGUGAACGACAGCAUUUCUCUUCAGUUUCCUAAUGACUUCUGAACUGCUUAGGGAUUUAGUGCCUUUUUCAAAAAAGAAAGCAAGUUCAUUGUGGGUCCUUACAAAUGGAAGCAUUUUGUGACAUUAGUUAAAAAAUAGAAACCUUUAUAAGCCCUGUGUACUUAUAGCAAGAAAGCUGUUCUAUAUGAGUCUAAUAAUUGUUCUCCUUAUUUUCUGAUGUGGAUUUCUUUUCAGUCUGUAAUUAUUUAUAAUGAAUACUGGAAGUUAAACAUUAAAUUAAAGAUACUGUUAUUCAUUGUUCUCAUUUAUUACCACAAGAGGGCAAUGCUGCGCUUCUGAGAAUUUUGAAAAACAAAAAGCAGCUUCCUAUGUCAUCUCUUGGAUGGUUCCUUUCCUAAAGCUUCUGUACUAUCUAGGUGGGUUUGUUACAGUGCAAUAACAUUUGAUGAAUGCCCAAAGCUCUGUCACUUCUCUUCUGUACUCAGCAGCAUCUGUAAUCCCUUUCGCCAAUGUCGAGCUGCCUUUGAUUAUUUAGAAGUGCCAAAACGAUGAUGUUAGAACUAGACUUUCAAACUAGUGGCCUCGAGCCACAGCUUUGAUAGAUGAGGGACAUUUGUUGCAGCACGAUGAACGCUGAGAAUCUAGCUCUUAUUUUCCCCGGAGAGCACGAUGCUUGGCCUCAGUAUGUUACUGGCCCCAUUUUCAACCUAGUUUAGGCUGUAGAAGCCUUUUUUUUUUAAAAAAAAAAAAAACACAACAUUUCUUUCACCUCCCCAAGUAGUGUCUCACGCUGUCUUAGGAGCACAGUCCUGACACAAUGAGUUUCCUGGCUUUGCCUUUGGAAUUGAGUUGAGAAGGGAGACUUUUCAGUAUUAAUAUAGUGGCGUUUGAGCUAAAAGGCUUUGUCCUUGGCAGAUGAAUACCUUCAGUGUCCUUUGAUUGCUGACAAUUGCUCUCUUCAGUGUAUUAAUUGGUCGUAGUGAAAUUUAAUGAAAAUACAUUGCAAUAUAAUAAAAUAUACUAAACAUAAA